CUGCUGCGGGCAGGGGGGCGGGUGCCUCCACACCACGUCCUGCCCUGGUCCUCCUACCGCAGAGCCCCAUUCCCUCCUCUGUGACCCUCCACGCUGGCAGCAGAGCAGCCAUGGCCGAGGAGCAGACCGACCUGGAGGAGAGGAUCAUCAUCAAGGACCAGCACACCAAGGAGAUCGACCUGGUGAACAGAGACCCGAAGCACAUAAACGAGGACGUUGUAAAGGUGGAUUUUGAGGAUGUGAUAGCUGAGCCUGUGGGAACAUACAGCUUUGACGGCGUCUGGAAAGCCAGCUACACCACCUUCACCGUCAGCAAGUACUGGUGCUACCGGCUGCUCUCUGCCAUCCUGGGCAUCCCCCUGGCCGUCAUCUGGGGCUUCCUUUUUGCCCUCAUCUCGUUCUGCCACAUCUGGGCAGUGGUGCCCUGCAUCAAGAGCUACCUGAUAGAGAUCCAGUGCGUCAGCCGAAUCUACUCCCUGUGCAUCCACACUUUCUGCGACCCAUUCUUUGAGGCACUCUCCAAGAUCUGCAGCAACAUCAGAGUUGCUCUCCGGAAGGAGAUCUAGGUCCCUACAGCUGCAGUACCCAGCCCCUUGCACAUCCACCCUUCUACACAGAAUUCCCUGGCUCCUGCAGUGUGCCCUGCCCUCAGGCACGUGGACAUCCAUGCACAGGGACCUGCACAGUGCUGCCAGGCCCUGCAGCAGAACUGGAAGUGAGGGAUGCUCUCUGCAUUCAGAAGCAUGCUGGGCUGCCCAUUGCUCUAUCCUAGAGCCAGCAGUUUUAGGAGAAGAGAAGCCCAAUAAGGCUCAGUGAGAGCCCUCGGCCCUCCAGGACCCCCUGCAUUGCACCCUGCUCCCAUGGGAAGGACAGCAGCAUCUCCUGGACCACAGCCCCGGGCUGCAACAAUAAGCUAUGGUGCAGAGAUGCUGAUGGACAACAGACCAAACCCUGCCUGCUUCUCCAUCCCUUUGGUCUAGCACGACACUGAGAGAAAUACUUGCAUAUGGAUUAUUAUUUGCUGCAAAUAAUUGCUGUUGUGGAAGCUUCUGUAUUAAGUCAUGGUGCACAAAAGUUUUAUGGAUAGAAUAGUGAAAACAAACCUUCUUUUUUCAUGUGUGCUCGCAUUUCAGCAAAGCUUUGAAAUCAGAUCGAUUAGUGCAUGAAAUGUUGUGUCUCCCUCCUGGGAGCAUGUGCCUGGGCCACCGGCAAUGGCAAAACCAUUUGUGGCAGUUUGAUGCUCACAACUUAAUCUGAGGGAAUCGCUAUGCUCUGCAGUAGGAUGUUGAACUAUGUGGGCAGCACUGGGGCUGCAGAGGGGGCAGCCAGGCAGCACCGUGGGGAGCAACGAGAACAAGUGGCCCUUGGUAACUUAGCUUGAGACACGACAAGUUUGGCUUCAAGCUUUAGCUUGGUUCUCAGCUAAAGCAGACGUGCUUACUUUGAUGCUGGGUCAGCUCUAGCCUGCAGCAGUGUGUGUAUAUCUGACACAGCAAAGGCAGCAGAGGAAGGAGCCUCCUCCAGGACAUUGCCUGCACCCAGCUGCUCUGGCUCAGUGAAAACACAGGGAUGAGGGGGAAAAAGUCCAAUUUGGAGCUAUGUCCUCCCCUGUCAAUUAAUCUGUUUAGUCCAUUGUCCAUGAACGGUACUUUAACUCUGAGGCACUCAAAUCCUUCUUUGGCUCUGGCCUUAAGUGCUUUGCUGAAUCAGGGCCCAGGAGGUCCCGUUCUUCAGAGGUUAUUCUCAAUUGUAUUCAUGUGCUUUUUUCCCUUGGCUUCCAACAAAGACUUGGAGCCAAAGUCUCUUCUAGGGCCAUGCCAAGGACAAGGAAGAGCCAGAUUUUCUUCUGAUGCUCAUCCAAUGGCUUGGGAUUGUGGACUGCGUUAUUCCAUAGCAAUAUAGCACCCAUGGUCUAGCAACACCGGGCCUCAAGAGGGAUGGAGUGAUUUAAGAUAUUUGUAUGGAGAAAAAGGUCUCUAAAACCACUUUUAUCAUGAGCAUUUUUUAAAGCUUUUUUUGUGGGAAUAAAAGAAUUAAAAACAA
Pezoporus occidentalis (night parrot) is the source of this 2043-nucleotide messenger RNA. It is a transcript of the gene CAV3, whose product is annotated as caveolin 3. Lineage: Eukaryota; Metazoa; Chordata; Aves; Psittaciformes; Psittacidae. The coding region runs from base 111 to 566 and encodes 151 amino acids. Gene Ontology annotation, biological process: cell differentiation; caveola assembly; regulation of cytosolic calcium ion concentration. The record is from RefSeq and is a predicted model, not a curated record. Gene Ontology annotation, molecular function: connexin binding; molecular adaptor activity; transmembrane transporter binding. The transcript is spliced from 2 exons. Gene Ontology annotation, cellular component: caveola; focal adhesion; sarcolemma.